CCAGAAUGCAUCACUCAUCCUCAGCAUCCGCUAUGUGCGGACGUUGCCGGGAGACCGUUUCUUCACCACAUCAGCUGUUGUCAUGGCAGAGGUUCUUAAAGUCCUUACAAGUCUGGUUAUCAUCUUGAUGCAGAAGAGAGGGACAAUCCCCCCGGAGCAACCUGAAGUUAAGUGCCUUUCUCAAGGACUCAAUGGUGGUGGCUGUGGGGAUCAAACCAACGACCUUCUGAUUGCCAGUUAAGUGCUUUAGUCCACUAUGCCACCAGCACUCCAUAUCACAGCAAGAUCCUCCAUGGCAGCAACAACCUUCGUCAGCAUCACAAACAUGUUGGACAGUUGGCGUUGAAUCACUCCCGCCGCACCUUUCUAAUCGAGUCCCUGGUCUGCAGGCCCAUCAGAGGUUUCUGCUUGAGCACAUAAGUGUCUUUUAAUGUCUCCAGACCCCGAGGAUUUGGACUUCUUUGCCAUGUUUACUUCAAAGAACAAAUUUGUAACAUGGUGUAUCGAAUCUCACCGGAUUAUAACAUGUAAUGUGAAGGACUUUGUAACAUUGCUGUAUGACUCUAUAGUCAUACAGUAUUCAGACACCCUUAAGUUAGCAGUGCCAUCCCUCAUCUACACAUUACAAAACAACCUGCAGUAUGUGGCCAUUUCCAAUUUACCUGCAGCCACUUUCCAGGUCACAUAUCAGCUGAAGAUCUUGACCACAGCGUUGUUUUCAGUUCUCAUGUUGCGGAAGAGUCUCUCUAAAGUCCAAUGGAUCUCUCUAGUGCUGCUCUUCGCCGGUGUGGCGAUCGUCCAAAUGGAACAAGAGGGCGGAAAGCAGAAAGAGGCUUUGACCAGCACUAACCAGAGCUAUGUCAAAGGCUUGGCGUCGGUGGUGGUGUCCUGUUUGUCGUCUGGGUUUGCCGGCGUUUACUUCGAGAAGAUCUUGAAGGGCAGCUCUGCCUCGGUGUGGAUGAGGAACGUGCAGCUCGGGAUCUUCGGGACUCUUUUGGGUCUUCUCGGCCUUUGGUGGAACGAUGGAGAUGUCAUUGUCGAAAAAGGCUUCCUGUUUGGCUACACGCCCAUGGUGUGGGGCGUCAUCUUCAACCAAGCGUUUGGUGGCCUCCUGGUGGCCGUGGUUGUGAAAUACGCAGACAAUAUUCUCAAAGGAUUCGCUACUUCUUUUUCCAUCAUUGUAUCUACCGUCACGUCUGUCUACCUCUUUGGUUUCCACGUGGACUUGAUCUUCACGCUGGGCGCAGGACUGGUCAUAGGCGCCGUCUACAUGUACAGUCUCCCCAAACCAAACACCAGCACUUCCAGUACCAAUACAUCCUCGUCAGGCCACAGCAAAGGAGGAGACUCAGAGAUGGAUGCUUUUCUCCCAAAUCCCAAGACCCCUGGAAAGAAGAAAGGAAACUGAAAUUAGAAACAUUUACAUGAGAAGCCAUGAGGAGAACAUACUGAACCUGAAAUUCACACACUCCUGUCCCAAUUCCAAAGGAAAAUAUGCAGGGUUAUAUUUCAAAUGCCUUAAUUAUGCUGACAGUUUUAAACUCUGUUUUACAACUGGUACUUAGUAUUAAAAAUGUCAUAUUUAUACCUAUACCUCAUUAAUGUUUUGCAUUUCAUAUUAUGAUUGACUGAAGUUAUGAUACUAAUGUACGUUGUAGAUAACUUUAUAGUAUUUUGUUUGCCAGAAUUGGAAAAGUAAAAGAAAGUAUACGUCUAUUGUUCAGUGGCCUUAUCAAGCUAAACUCAAAAGGUGCUGCCUUAUUGUGAAAUAGUUUUCUUGCCUUUUCUUCAUUCAUUUUGUCUAAUUAGUUGUAUUCUUUCAUUUAUUCUUGUGGGAUUGACAUGUGAUUUUUCCAUGUUAAUUCCUCAUUGGUGCUUUUCUCUUUUAUACAUAUCAACUGUAUUAUGUUAAACAGAAUUUAAAUAGAAACAGACAUAUUUUUAAAGAAUAUUUUUAUUUCAGAAUUCAACUGUUUUAUCUAUAUUGCAUUUAUAUUAGAUGAGCAGCGCCCUUAUGCAUUUUUUUAAAAAUAUAAAUAAAUAUCACGUGAAAGAAUGUGUGUUUUCAAUGGACAAAAUAAAGGCAGUUUGCCUCGUUGACGUGUCAAUGUUAAAAAAAAGAAUUUUAUUAUUAUUUAUUUAUUUGAUUUUUUUGCUUUGCAUUUAACAAUUGUUCUUCUGUUUCGCUCUUUUCACAAACACAUUUUAUUGUUUGUGUGUGCUUGCAAUAUGAAUGUUCUUUGAAUAUCAAUGAAUGCUUUACUAUUUGAAUCCACAAACUGUUCGUUAGUAUCAUAUAAUCUUUAGUUGAAUUUUUGUCACAUACUUUUAUUUUAUUUAUUUUUUAUUUAGGAGACUUUUACACUAGCAUGACGCUUUCCCCAUUCACCAAAGUUCUCUAGCAAGUCAGUCCACUGUCGCCCAUCUUUGGAACGCUCCAGGGAAUCUAUUUCCAGUCAUGCCAGUUCAGCUCCUAUCUACUUUAAUGGGGGAACACCGAAAUCUCAAAACCUGUUUGCCAAGCUUACGUUUAAACAACAUAUUUCAAUGAGGCUAA
This is a messenger RNA of Xyrauchen texanus (razorback sucker), 2557 nucleotides long. It is a transcript of the gene slc35a2, whose product is annotated as solute carrier family 35 member 2. Gene Ontology annotation, biological process: pyrimidine nucleotide-sugar transmembrane transport. Gene Ontology annotation, cellular component: Golgi membrane. Bases 431 to 1408 code for a protein of 325 amino acids. NCBI's taxonomy places the organism in Eukaryota, Metazoa, Chordata, Actinopteri, Cypriniformes, Catostomidae. The record is from RefSeq and is a predicted model, not a curated record. The transcript is spliced from 5 exons. Gene Ontology annotation, molecular function: UDP-galactose transmembrane transporter activity.